Messenger RNA from Oppia nitens, 1413 nucleotides. Its product is annotated as phospholipid scramblase 2-like. Gene Ontology annotation, molecular function: phospholipid scramblase activity. Gene Ontology annotation, cellular component: plasma membrane. The transcript has 3 exons. Bases 98 to 1405 code for a protein of 435 amino acids. The record is from RefSeq and is a predicted model, not a curated record. Lineage: Eukaryota; Metazoa; Arthropoda; Arachnida; Sarcoptiformes; Oppiidae. Gene Ontology annotation, biological process: plasma membrane phospholipid scrambling.
AAUUGUAUAUAAAUAUACGAAACGGUUUAUUUGUAAAAAAUAAAUUUCAGCACACAAUACCUUAAUUAUUGUAUUUUGUAUAUAAAAUUGUCAAAAUAUGUAUCAAAACACUGGUAACCAAAUGAUUCCAUAUAAUGCUAAUCCACAAUAUAAUCGACAUCCAUCACCAACUGGCCAUCCAUACAACGCUCACACCUACAAUAGUCAACCAUACAAUGCACAGCCAUAUAAUAAUCAGCCAUACAAUGGCCAGCCAUAUAAUAAUCAGCCAUACAAUGCCCAGCCAUAUAAUAAUCAGUCAUAUAAUAAUCAGUCAUAUAAUAAUCAGCCAUAUUAUAAUCAACAACACGUAUAUGGUAGCCAUACACCUAUGCAACCACCAAUAGCACCACUAAUGACAGGACAAGUACCGCCAUCGCCGAUGCAGCCAAUGGCUUCACAGCAGACAUUAGUUGAUCCAAAGACAGGCCAACAGCAGAUAAUGCGUCAGUUGACGCCCGAAGAAUCGCAAGAAUAUCGUACAAAAAACAAUUUGCCACCUGAACUUCCGAGUGCACCGCCGAUGCCAAUGCCAGUCCUAACGACCCAACAGCGGACAAUACCGCCCGGACUCGAGUAUCUUCUAGCUGUUGAUCAACUGAUUAUCAAACAACGGGUCCUAUUAUUUCAGACAAUGACCGGCAUAUUGACCAACAAUCGAUACGAAAUACAGAACAGUUUGGGUCAGUUAGUAUUUUUUGCCAAAGAAAUCAACGAUAUUUUGAUAACUAACGUCUGCGGACCGAACCGUAGUUUCGAUAUCGAGAUACUCGAUAAUACUGGCAGACAAGUUAUGCAUUUGUCGCGUCCCUACCGGUGCGACUGUUGCUGUUGUAUCUGUUGUUUGCAGUUGAUUCGAGUGGAAGCCCCUCCCGGCUGUCUAUUGGGACACAUUAGACAAAAAUGGCAUCCGAUUCGGCCAGUCUAUAUCGUGGAGGACGACACCGGCCGCAAGAUAUUGCGCAUCAAAGGUCCGCUGUGUGUCAUUCAACUAUUUUUCAGUGAUAUCCACUUUAACAUACUGUCCCGCGAUAAAGAUAUGAUGAUCGGUCAGAUCAAUAAGCAGUGGUCGGGAAUGAUGCGCGAGUAUUUUACCAAUGCUGACAUUUAUAGUAUAACAUUUCCCAUGGAUUUGGAUGUCAAAGCAAAAGCAUUGUUAGUGGGCGCCGCCUUUCUCAUUGAUUAUAUGUAUUUUGAGCGCCAACCCCAACGCCACCAUAACGGCGGUAUGGGUAUGAUGUACGGACCGGGAGUUUAUCAUGGACACGGCUGCUACGGGAUGGCACCGGGCAUGACUUUUGCACCCCAUUACGGAUCUUACAGGUCAAUGUCUAGCAAUUCAAUGAACAGUGACAAUGAUUGGUGACUGCUGGC